Cyclopterus lumpus (lumpfish) is the source of this 2490-nucleotide messenger RNA. It is a transcript of the gene ftcdnl1, whose product is annotated as formiminotransferase cyclodeaminase N-terminal like 1. The record is from RefSeq and is a predicted model, not a curated record. The coding region runs from base 764 to 1744 and encodes 326 amino acids. The transcript has 7 exons. Lineage: Eukaryota; Metazoa; Chordata; Actinopteri; Perciformes; Cyclopteridae. Gene Ontology annotation, molecular function: transferase activity; folic acid binding.
CGACGAUUAACAAAGAGGUUAUGGUUUGUUCACCGGGGAAUUAGUUACAACAAUGUAUUGAUUAUACCAUCCAGAUAUUAUAAUUAACUAAGCAAUAGCUCGGCUUAGCGAAUAGGUUGACUCCGAUACUACGAGGUACAGCUCUGAUACAGUAACCAGAGCUGCCAGGAAGCCAUUAGCACUUUAGCUCCAGAGACGGUAGUCCUUUGUACUUCCGUGUUCGUCAGUGAAGCACACCAGGAAAGAUAAAGACAUUUAAUUAAAUAGAUCCAGAAACGACAUUUUUGGAUAGAUAUGAGAAAAAUGCCAACGUGAGCAUUGCAGGCAUUAUACAGAUAAAACAAAUACAUGAAAAUAUUACAUUAAUACUAAUAUAUAUAUAGACUUUAUUCAUCCCCAGGGGGAAAUGUUGUUGUAGCAGCAGAGAAUAACAAUUCACAAAAUCUGUACAAAAAAACGACUAAGCACUCAAAAAAAUGAAUCAUUUACAUAAUUGCAAACAGUUUCCAGUAGGUUGGAAACAGGAGGGAGCCAUCUUGUACUUAUUCUCUCCUCUUUGUCUACACGUGCUGAUUGGCAGUCGCUGAACUGAAGCGCUCUGUUAUUGUUGUUGUUUACGUAAAGCACUUGCGCUCAAUGCCGGAAGAUAAUUGAACGUAACGCAAACAGUCAGCACUGACGUGGAGAGUUUCAUAAUUCCCUCUGGCUGCACUGGGCGACUUUAUUAAACUACUUCAGUGAACGGUCCCGUUUCUCUAGAAACAUGGCCUCCAGUUCCUUCGGCAGUAGACUGGUGGCUUGUCUUCUCAAUGUCUCCGAGGCUCGCAGGAAAGACCUGGUGGAGAGCGUGGCCAAGGCCGCCUUAUACGACAAGGAAGGUGUUAGACGAGAGGGGACGGCGGUGCUGAACAUCUUUAAUGACCGAGACUACAACCGUUCCGUCAUCACCAUCGUGGCCAGUGUCGACUCCAUCGGGGAGGCGGUUCUGUCUGCGUGCGAGAAAGCGUGCGUGCUGAUCGACAUGGGCGCCCACAAAGGGGUCCACCCAUGCAUGGGCGCCGUCGACCUCAUACCCAUCUACCCCCUGGGCGAGGAGGUGGGAGUGGAGGACUGUGCUAAAGAGGCUCGGGCCGUGGCUCGGGGACUCACGGAGCGGGUCCGGGGCACCAGCGCUUUCCUGUUCGGCUGGGCAGACUCCCCCCGUCGGCGGGGGCUGGCGCAGAGGAGGAAGGAGGUGGGCUGGUUCGAGAAGACGCCAGACUUGCGGCUAAUCAGGCCCGACGUGGGGCCGCGGCCUCGGAAACCAUUCGGUCUCACAGGUGUCGGGGCCAGUCCGUACGUCACGAACUGCAACGUCACCAUCGACACCCGGGACAUGGCGGUGGGACGCGGCGUCGCCGCGGCCCUCAGGGAGUCGACCCCGGGGGGACUGCCCGGGGUUCAGGUGCUGGCCUUGCCGCACCAGGGCGCCGUGGAAAUCGCCUGUAAUGUGGAGAGCGUGAGAUGGAGCCCGACCGCAGGUGAACCGUGGCCGCGUUUCAGCAUCGACGGCCAGCCGUACUGUCACGUCCCGGCGUCCCUCAUCACGAGGAGGGUCGCGGAGCUGGCGGGGAGGGAGGGGGUUGGCGUCAAGGGCACCGCGCUGGUGGGGUUCACCCCCCGAGAGUGCAGGGGCCUGGCAGAGUUCGCACUGUCUCGAGGGAUUGCCGAGUUCUGGAAGGAACGGGGAAGGAUCCGUAUGUGAGAAUGAAGCCGGUGAAACCUCACGUGAAAGAACCUCGUCUUUGUUUUGUUGUCACUUUAAUUACCAUGACGAUUGACCUCCUGUUGAGGCCGGACUUCUCUGUCACCCUGUCAACAACAGUGGCAUAUUUACUACUCAUCUUUUAGUCAAUAAGUAUUUAAUUAGUACGCAAAAGAAAAAGUGGGUUUCUCAUUUCUAACAAACUGUUGCUAGCUAGUUGGAUCAGUUAGCUAAUUAACUAGCCGCUAUGUCAGGUGACAACUCGUCUUAUUUUUAAAUGACUGUCGACAAUCUGUAUUAUGCACAUACGUUAUAUAUGAUUCUAAAAAAAACGGGUUUAAGCUUUUUCUCGCGCACAAAAUGUAUCGCGCUCAACAGUUACAGCUAACUUCUAUAUCCCAACAGUCGUACAUGAGACCGACAACAGGUACGAUUCAUCCUUUCGUGUUUUAUUUUGAGCAUGUCAAAUUCAAAAUGAUAUGCGCUUUGAUUUUGGAGGUGAUGCUGAUGCCGGUUAGUUAGAUGUUAACAUUUAAAGCAUUUAAAGUUAGAGCAGGCCAACACAACGUCGAACCCAUUUCACUCACAUCACGUUAUUUCCUCAUAGAUUCAUAUCACCUGACAUCCGAUCCAACGUCACUAACAUCGACAUCCAAUCCAAUGGCUGCAUUUGAAGAGAUUCCACUGUUUUUGAUGAGCAACUGUGUUCAGAAUAUAACAAUAAUAAAAAUAAUGUAUUAAUUAAA